AUGCAAUCAUUCCUGGAGUCCUUGAAACUCAAGAAUCCUUCAACUCCACAAGGCUGGGAGAAGCUGCGAAGCUUCCUCCAAAAUGCCGUCACCGAAAAGGAAGGGAAACCGCUCCUCCACCCGGCAAAACAAUUCUUAAAGACAUGGACUACCAGAAGAAUGAGAGCUCAGUCAGAGGAGUCGCUAUAUGAACCACAUCAGGCUAAUGUAUUCAAGCUCAAGAAACUCCUCCCGUUUUGGAGAAGACUCUACAUGGGUUCAGAGAUUGAAAAAAUGGUCGCGAUAGUGAGCAUCCUGGCUUUUCACACAGCGGGUCGAACGGCCGAAAUCUUGUCGUUGAGAAUCGAAGAUAUGACCUUUACCCAAAAAGAGGAGGCCCUCUACAUCAUAAUGCCCCUCCGAACGUCGAAGAGCAACGCUAGCAAGAGGCGUCGCGAGAGCCUCUCGCUGCCAGUUCUUCCGACUUUUCCCGUUAACAUCAAACUCUGGCUGGCCAAGUUAAUCGACGGCAGAAAGCAAGGGAAGCUGUUCGCGGCCCCCAGCCUCAAAAGAGGCCUGACAACAUCAACUGUAAAUUAUUAUUACAGGAAAGCAGCGGCUCAGUUAGAUUGGGAAGAGUGCCCUAGCGGGCACUCAAUGCGUGUCAGCUACGUCAUCGCUGCUUGCGAGGCGGGGGUCGAGGACAGUCUUAUCAUCUCCGUGUGUAGAUGGAAAUCACCGGAAAUGCUCGAGAUCUAUAGAAGCUAUCAUCUGCUUGAGAGCGAAUACGGAGCACACUACUUAAUUGCGGCGAGAGUCCAACAAAAAAGGGAAGAAGACGAGGGAGCGAUCCCAAGUCUUCCUAACUUAGCAAACGCCAAAAUUAAACGACCGGAAAAGAGGAAAUUCGAUGCGGACGUAGUUAUUAUCGAACCUGAGAAUCAAGAUACCUCGCAAAAACUUGUCCAAACAACACUGAAGAUGCAGCCAAGGCUUGUUACGACAGCCGUACAGACCGAGGAGUUUUCUUGUGAAAAGUGUCGAGAGAGGAGCCCUCGCGAGCUCGUCUCUCGUAUUGACAACGAGGCCAACAAAGUCGCCAGAAGCUGUAAGGACUUCAAAGAGGCAAAGAAAAAGAAAGAAGAAAGACACUCGGAAUGGGCCAUAUAA
Messenger RNA from Oikopleura dioica, 1149 nucleotides. The record is from the annotation of a GenBank genome assembly. NCBI's taxonomy places the organism in Eukaryota, Metazoa, Chordata, Appendicularia, Copelata, Oikopleuridae.